GAUGGUUUUUUUUCCAAAUCCCCAAAUGCAUUUUUUUGUUUGCAUUUUUAGUCCGAUUAUUGCAUUUUGUUUUGGAGUUUGCACUUCCUAGUAUAAUUUUGCAGAAAAUUGAAAAGACAAUAUUUAAAUAGAAUUAAUUUUAUGUAUUCUAUAAGUUAUACAUCAUAACGUGACGAUUCCAUUGUCAAAAAUAUAAAGAAAAGAAAAGAAAAUAUGUUUGUAGCUGAGGGUAACCGUAUUGAUUCAGGUCGCUACACCACGAAUUCAAAUUCCAUAGAAUUCGGCCCAUGGCAUAUUUCGUAUGAUAUAAGUUGUAUAUUACCCAGCGUUUGUUCUACAAAAGUUGUUUGUGAACGAGAUGAUGAUCAGUUCUGUCAAUUUUGUUUAUAUUGUAAAGAAUUAGAUAUACCACAUUUUCCUGACAUGGUGUUUCCUAAAAAUGUACUAAGGUUGGAACACACUAGUGGCGCUGAGAUACAGUUUAAUCCAUUGGAUGCAUUACGCAGAGUGUCCAGUAGAUUAGAGGCUAUAGAAGUGUCUUGUGCUGAAGCCUGGCAGGAGUCUCGGCCUGAUGCAGAGAAACCUAAGAAGCCAUUUGAUUGGACAUUUUCUACAGACUACAAAGGCACACUGUCUAACAACAUAACUGUGGAACCAACCAAUGAGACUAUAGACUUUGAUAUUUUAAAACGUAAAGACCAAAUCCUGUUUUACCAUGAUCUUACUCUCUUUGAAGACGAACUUCAUGAUCAUGGGAUUUCCAAGCUAUCUGUGAAAAUCAGAGUAAUGCCAUCAUACUGGUAUGUGUUACAAAGAUACUUCCUAAGAGUUGAUGAUGUGAUGGUGCGUUCCCACGAGACCAGAAUGUUCCAUAUGCUUAACACAGACUAUAUUCUGCGAGAAUAUUCGACCAAGGAGGCGAAGGCACAGGACAUAAAUAUUCCAACAUCUCAAAUGAAAGAAGCAGACGAUGUGAUACCGUUGUUACCUGUGAAACAAAAAGUAACGGAAAAGCUAACAGUAAAUACACAAACUAAAUAACACGCUAUAUGUGAUCUCAAGUGUAUCUUAUAAGUAAUGUUUAUAAUAGCUUUAUUUAUAAAAGUAUUAAGACAUCGA
This is a messenger RNA of Maniola jurtina (meadow brown), 1119 nucleotides long. RefSeq names its product TIP41-like protein. The transcript is spliced from 6 exons. Lineage: Eukaryota; Metazoa; Arthropoda; Insecta; Lepidoptera; Nymphalidae. Gene Ontology annotation, biological process: TOR signaling. The record is from RefSeq and is a predicted model, not a curated record. Gene Ontology annotation, cellular component: cytosol. The coding region runs from base 214 to 1041 and encodes 275 amino acids.